AUUCAAUACCCCAAACUCAAAGGAAAAGAAACUCAAGCCAAAAGAGAAUAUCUUAAUUCACCCUCUGACCAUGGCUACCCGCACUCAAUUCGAGAACAGCAGCGACAUCGGCGUCUUCGCCAAACUCACAAACUCAUACGCGCUCGUCGCGAUUCAGGGGAGUACCAACUUCUACAGCACGUUCGAAGCAGAGCUCGCAGACGUCAUCCCCAUCGUACACACCUCCAUCGGUGGUACACGCAUCAUCGGUCGCCUAACAGCAGGCAACCGUCAUGGUCUGCUCGUCCCCGCAACAGCGACAGACCAAGAACUCCAACAUCUUCGUAAUUCACUCCCUGACGCAGUUGCAAUUCAACGAGUGGAGGAACGACUGAGUGCGUUAGGAAACGUCGUCGCGUGCAAUGAUUAUGUUGCGCUCGUACAUCCUGAUGUAGAUCGCGAAACGGAAGAAAUCAUUGCGGAUGUCCUUAAAGUCGAGGUUUUCCGUCAGACGAUCGCGGAUAACGUACUCGUUGGUUCGUAUAGUGUGCUUUCGAAUCAGGGAGCUCUCGUACACCCCAAGACAAGCAUACAAGACCAAGACGAACUUAGUAGUUUGCUACAAGUGCCGUUGGUGGCUGGUACGGUAAACCGCGGUUCAGACGUGAUCGGUGCUGGACUGGUCGUUAAUGAUUGGUGUGCAUUUACCGGACUCGAUACCACCGCAACAGAAAUCAGUGUCAUCGAAGCGGCAUUCAAAUUACAAGGACACGACUCAUCAGCUGUUAUCGGCGAGAUGCGUGACUCGCUCAUCGACAAUUGGGCAUAGCGUUUCUUAGGGACGUGGAAAUUAAAGGACUACCAGUGUACGAGUAUUGUCGAUCGAUUCUCCUUAUUGCAAUGGAUAGAGCUGCUUUCCUACUCUUUUUUUCUUUCUUCGUCGCGUACCUUUGAGCGUACUGCCACCAAGACGGGGUACUUUCCCGGAUACUUGGCUCCCAAGGUUUAACGAAUACACCGAAAUCCGCCAUUCACAUGGAUGAAAUCAAUAAUCUUU
Fomitiporia mediterranea MF3/22 is the source of this 1036-nucleotide messenger RNA. Its product is annotated as translation initiation factor 6. Gene Ontology annotation, biological process: maturation of LSU-rRNA; assembly of large subunit precursor of preribosome; cytosolic ribosome assembly. The coding region runs from base 71 to 808 and encodes 245 amino acids. The transcript is spliced from 4 exons. Gene Ontology annotation, molecular function: ribosomal large subunit binding. The record is from RefSeq and is a predicted model, not a curated record. Gene Ontology annotation, cellular component: preribosome, large subunit precursor; nucleolus; cytosol. Lineage: Eukaryota; Fungi; Basidiomycota; Agaricomycetes; Hymenochaetales; Hymenochaetaceae.